Molecule: messenger RNA, 7121 nt
Organism: Panicum virgatum (switchgrass)
Lineage: Eukaryota; Viridiplantae; Streptophyta; Magnoliopsida; Poales; Poaceae
Product: histone-lysine N-methyltransferase SUVR4-like
Exons: 9
Coding region: 4693-6828 (711 amino acids)
Cellular component (GO): nucleus
Molecular function (GO): zinc ion binding; protein binding; histone methyltransferase activity
Source: RefSeq, a predicted model, not a curated record
GCACACACAGAAACAGCACAACCGAGUAGAUCGAAGCGGAAGCACAAUUAAAGCUAGAGCACAAGGUGUGAGGCAAACCAAAUAAGGAUGAUGCAAGGGAGACAGAGAUUUGUUUCACCGAAGUUUGGAUUCACCACGUUCACCACGUGUGAAUCCUACUCUCCGUUGAGAAAGCUUAUGACGACCACAAAGUCAAACUAUCUCCUCCUUUUUACUAUAUGACCAUGUGCCCUCGUGGCACACGAUCGCUGUUGCAACAAACUUGUCGCUGCUCACCACAAGCUUGGGAACUAGCCGGCGACGCCUAGCCGUCUAGGAGGCUUCACCUCCAAGAGUAACAAAUGCUUCAACGAGUUGGCCGACGCAACUACAAGUGCUCAAGCUAGGGCUUAUGCUCUCACUGCUCAAAUGAUCUCUUUUGCAAAGGUUUCACUCAACCCAACUCAAGGAUCUAAUUUUGAUUCACUCAAAUCUCACAAAGAGAGGUUGGGGAGGACUUUUCAAGUGCUCUCACGGCUCAGAAAUGGCUCUGGAAUGUAAUGGCACAGCACCCACGAAUGGGUGAGGGUGUGGGGUAUAAAUACCCCUCUCUCAAAAACUAGCCGUUGCUCUUGUCAGAGUUAGACCGGUCAGACCGGUCGGUUCAAAUAAACUAGCCGUUGGACUCCGACCGGUCAGACCGGUCAUAGUAGAUUUUCUGCUCCCAAGUGUUUCUCUUUGAUUUUUCUCACAUGGGAUAGCUAUGAGCACUUUAUGGUAAUAUCAACCCACUGAUAUUGCAUCCCCUUGAUAGUACGGCAUCCUAUACUCAAGUUCACAUAAAAGAACACACACAACAACACUUGAGUUUUCAUGUCUUGAUCAAGCCGAUCUUCUUCAAUCAAUAUCUUGAGGUUGUCAACAUCCUUAAAUUCAGUGAGCAUGGCUGCUUGAGCUAGUGACUUUGAAUCUUCCUUCAUAUAAAAAUAAAAUUCACCCUUGAUUCACAAGUCACUUCUAUUUUCCAAAUAAUGACACCCUUCAACAUAGAGCUCUCCAUGAAACUAGGAUCUCCGGUACUUUGAUCCGUAUCGGUUUGCUUGCUCCCCCCAAGCCGUCGCUUGCGUAGCCUCUAGAAACACGCCUCUCGGUCCUCUCUACCUUCAUCCUAGCCGUCUAUUUUGAACUUCACAUUGAUUUGUGUCAUGCAUGAAAUCUUCUUUACCAAUAUAAAUUCACCAUUUAAUUUCAUAUGCAAGCUUUCCAAUUUGAGACAACAUAUGCAUAUCAACUCACGUCUCAUUCACUUUUCUCUGGCUUGUUUUCCUUGUACAACAAUAUUCAUCUCAUAUGACAAGUCAUCUCAACUUGAGACUAUGCAACAACAUAUUAUGUCUCAUUCUCAUAACAUUCACUUGUCAUAUGAAUCCCAACAUACGUCGAACAAGCCUUUAAUAGAUAUUUGCGCCUUCAUAUCAACCAUGAAUACCUUGCUCACAUUUUUCUUUUAUAACUUUGCUUGUCAUUUUGAGUCCCACAUAAACUAACAAGCUUCAACAAAGUAUUAGAGCCUUUCAUAUCAACAUGAAUGUCGUGCUCUUACAUUUUUCUUUCUCAUUCUAGCUUGUCAUAUUUAAUGAUUACCAAUGGGACAUACACAUUUGCUUGUAAUACAUGAGCUAUAUCAUUCCACAAAUUAAAUACCUGCUCAUAAUCUCAUGCAAACAAGUUAGUCCUUUAAUCGCGUUGUCAAUCAAUACACCAAAACCCACUAGGGGCCUAGAUGCUCUUUCAAGUGCCACCGGGCCGUGGCUGGCUGUCCUAGAGUUGGAGAGAAAUCAGAAAAUCAGGAGCUAUGAGAAGGAGGAUUGAAAAACCAGGCAACGAGGAUAAUAAAACAUUAAGAAAGGAACUUUUUUUAACCUUAGAUAUAUUUUUCCCUUAGGCAUUGAGCCUACCGAAGAUCGGCGCCGGCCGUGGUCAUGCCCUUCUGUAUUCGUCUCGUGAAAGGGAGGAAGCUUCAUGGGAGGGAGGAGGCAGGGAGCAGGGAGUAGGGGAGGAUUGCUGGCUGAUUUCAAUAUAUCUGGAGGGGCUUUUUGCAAAAUUAUUUGAGGACACCUGGCAUGCAAGGAGAUGCUGCGCGCCUGCGCAAGCGUGAAUCGCUCCCAUGCGAGCAAUCGGCAGCUGUCUUUAAGAAACCCGGAUGAGAAGAGAAGACUUGGGAUGACACAUUGACGCAAAUAUCAUUUUAGUCUUGGUGGGCCGUGCGGAGCUAUGAGAUUGUGGGCUUGCUGGGCUGAAACUACAAGCACAUGGUAGUAUUUGGUGUAAUUUUGGCUCGGCUGUAUGUAAUGAAUGACAUAUUUGGGCUAGACUGAUGUUCUGGUUUUUCGAGUAAUACGGGUACUGUGGCCUGAUACCCGAAUUACUCGUAAUAAUUUCGGAUACCGUGGGUCGAAACUCGAAUUAGUGUUCGAAUUUUUUGGGCUCGGGUGUUUCAAGUACGGAUUCGGAUUUUUCAGAUUCGGGUUUCGGGUAAUCUGCCCACCCAUACUACCAAGUAUGAUCCCUUGUAUGUAACAUGGUAUGGGUGUGCUUUCCAACACCGAGUCUAUUCCUCUAUCAUCUUCAACUUAUUAAUCUAUAAUGACAAGGUAGGAGCUACAGUGCACUAAAAUAAAAGAAAGCCUAACAUGCCAUAAAUAAACACUAGUUCUUUGGUUUCGAAAUAAAAUAUCAAUCCGAGAAAAGUGGCCACACGCGCAUCGAAAUUUUCAUUUCAGACUUGCACAUUGUCUGGAGCUGUAUAGAAUGGCAGUCUGACUGAUUGAUUAUGUUUGAAUUUACAAUUUUGUAUAGGUUUAACUAAUAAAUUAGCUUGUCCUUGUUUUCAGGCAAAUUUGAGAAUAAGUGAAGAUGGGAGUAGGGGGCAGUUCACUGCUAGGUAGAGCCAAAGUUAUACCACCCGAUGAGCUCAUAGAUACAACUGGUGCAGGAGAUACAUUCAUUGGAGCAGUUCGAUAUGGUGAGAUGGUUGCACUUUAAAAAAUUUCUAGUCUUUCUAAAUGAAACUAGUUGAAGAUGAAAGUUGCCACAACAAAUUAAACAUUGCAUUCCAUGGUUGCUUCCUUCGUUACCUUAAACAAUCAAGUGUCUGCGGUUGUGGUUGCAGAUGUUUGGAGGCUCCAAGCAGCCUUGUUCAUUGCACAGACCCGCACCUGGCGGGCUAUUGAACAGAAUUCCGAACGAUUUGUCUGCUUUGCGUGCUUGCAAGUAUUCCAAUCAGAUACAGGAAUGAUAUGUACAAUAAAAGGAAAAGAAAAGAAGCCUGCACCUGUAACUGAAAAACUAGUGCAGAUCAACAAUGUGAUGCCCACCCAGGGGUAUGCGUUGUUACAUUUGAUCGAUUAAUAGCAGGAUACAUGUACCCACCCACUUAUCUCUGUAAAACUAGUGAAGAUCAACAAUGUGAUGCCCACCUAGGGUAAUAAUCGGUUCGAUGCCUAUGAAAGCCUCUUCUUUUAUAAUUUGUGUACCCAAUUUGCUUAGUAACAGGAUGUAUGCAUUGUUACAUUUGAUUAGUAACAGGAUACACGCACGAAUCAAUGACAAACAUCCCAAUUUGCUUGCUUCAUCACGCACGCACAAAUAGAACAGAAUUGCAAAUUUCCCUGCUUCAAUUCACACACAGGAUGCUGAUGGAUACUGAAUUAAUUAUUCAGAUUCAAUCGCAGGCAUACCAACUAUUAUAGUGUAGUGCUGACAAACACAAGGAAAGCAGGCACAAUUGAUUAAUAUUACCCGAACUGAAAUCUCAUGGAAGGAAGGCAAACCGAACUGAACUAGAGUUGUUGUUGCAUGCUAGUAGAGUAGCAUUCUUACAAUCUACUUGAUCGGCGGCGGCGGCGGAGGGCCUCCCAGGAGCGUCUGCUGCUGCAGCUCGAGGUCGUUGAGCUGCUGCUCCCGAUCCAUCUCGAUGAUGAGCGGCACCACGAGCACCAGGAAGGUGGUGCCCGCGAUCCACGCCGCCUUGCCCGUGCUCCGCAGCAGCUUCUUGGCCAUGGUGGCCGCCUCGCGACCGUGCGCCGCCACCUGCGACCGGGAGAGGGCGGCCAGGAAGCCGUCCCCGCCGUCGCGCUUGCCGAGGGCCGAAGACGGCGGCAUGGAGAGGAGGAGGAGAUCUAGGGUUUCUUCUUCUGUUCUGCUUCUGCUGCUGCUGCUGCUGCUUCUAGUUAGUAAGUACUUGUAUGCUGCAGUCUGGGCCGGCUGGUUGGGGUUGGGCUUGAACUGGGCCUUGUUUCGGCCCAAAUCGUGAUGGAGCCCGUCGCUUCCUUCUCGUCUCGUCUCCAUCCACGACCUCCUCUUCCUCCCGUCGCCUCGCCUUCCCUUGUUGGUUGGGGACGGAGCCCGAGGAGAGAGAGGGAGAGAGAAAAACCCCACCCCCACCCCGCCCCGCCCUCCUCGGCUCCUCCGCCUUCUUCUUCCCAGGCGCGUUGAGGCCGGCGAGCGAAUCAUGCAUGCGCAGCUGUAGGAUACUCGGAUAGGAUCGUGGAUGGGAUUGAAUGCCUCCCCCUCCUAAUUACUCGUAAUUAGUAGAGUGCAAGCGGCAUUCCCUCCCCCUUCCUUUCCGCUUCCUGCCUCCACUCAGGUCCGCUGAGCUUCGGGCACAGGUAACUCGGUCGGAUCAACCAUCGCCCCUCUCCUCCAUCCGACAUGGGUGCCAAAGCUGACAGGGCCAGGAAGGCCUUGGACGCCAUGAAGCUGCUCGGCUUCUCCAAGAAGCAGUCCACCCCCGUGCUUAGGCGACUCCUCAAGAUCUUCAACGACAACUGGGAGCCCAUCGAGGACGAGUGCUACCGCGCCCUUGCUGAUGCCAUCCUCGAUGCCCAAGACAACAACCAAACCCCUGCCUCCCAACAGGGGACGGAAGCAGCCCAGGAGGAUUUGGAGCCUCAUGUCACAACAAGGGAUGAUCGGCACACCUAUGCUUCUGCAGGUGAAGAUGAUAAUGAAACCCCCCUGGUCAAGAGGCCCAGGAUGGGCACAUCUGAGUUCGGACACCAACUGCAGCCUGGACCAUUGCAACCCACUGGUUCCGCCCAAGGUGCGUCUGCUUCACCAGAAACCCACAGGUCUUUGAUGCUAGCGCAGCAAGCUGCUGACCAUGGAGAUCCCUCAGCUAUCGGUGAUGCUCUCAUCUUGAAAGAACCCAAACCUGAGCCACAAAUCAAUGUAGCACAAGUCAAAGCUUGUCGAGAUGCUCGAGCUACCUCCGAUGCCAUAGACUUCAACGUUGGCUCUUCAGGUGCUGGUGCAAGAGGCAGAGUAGUCAACCAAGCUCAAAGUCUUGAUAGCAGCCUACAAGCGGUCCCAAUGGGCAACAACAGGGUAGUGUCUACAGUUCAAAAUACUCAGGAUGCAUCUUCUGUGGAGGUUGAUGUGGCUUCUUCCACCAAUGGUGAGGUGAAGAUGUCAUUGAAAUGCAACUUGGAUCUUUCAAAAUUCAGCAUCAGUAUGGAGGAUGUUUUCAAAAUGGUGGAGGAGAAGUGCCUUCACUCUUACAAGGUGCUGCCUCCUGAUUUUUCUAUUGGCAAGCUGAUGAGUGAGGUGUGCCAAUCUGUUGCACAGUUGGGUACUAGGCAUGCUGAUGUUCAUAGCAACAGUGGCGGUUUGCAUAAAGAGGCUGUUGCUCCUUUUGUGCAGCCAAUUGCUUGUAAGGUUGCUGUGGGUACAAAUGAUAACGGUGCUGGAGGGUCAUCAGUGCUUGAAUCCUCAGAACCUUGUUUGCAGAAUUCUAUUGUUGCUUGGGAUCCUGAGUUAGCAAAUUGUAAGCGAAGGACAACCCAUGAUGUUACUGAUAUAUCCAAAGGGGAAGAGCGGAUAAGGAUAACCGUAGUAAAUGAAUUUGGCAGCGAGACCUGUCCUCCAUCCUUCUUUUACAUACCAAGAAAUCUUGUCUUCCAAAAUGCUUAUGUGAACAUCUCGAUUGCUCGGAUUGGCGAUGAAGACUGCUGUGCUGAUUGUUCUGGCAACUGUUUGUCAGCGUCACUUCCAUGUGCUUGUGCAAGAGCAACUGGGGGUGAUUAUGUGUAUACACCUGAGGGCCUGCUUAAGACAGCAUUCAUUGAUGAAUGGACCUCCGUUAAUCUUUUCCCAGAAAAGCACCAUAGGUUCUAUUGUAAAGCUUGCCCUCUUGAAAGAUCUAAGAAUGAAGCCUCACCAGAUCCAUGCAAAGGUCAUCUUGUUAGAAAAUUCGUUAAAGAAUGCUGGAGUAAAUGUGGAUGUGGCAUGCAGUGUGGAAAUCGUGUGAUUCAACGUGGUAUAACAUGCAGAUUGCAGGUGUUUUUUACACGUGAGGGGAAGGGCUGGGGACUACGGACCCUGGAGGAUCUCCCAAAAGGUGCCUUUGUCUGUGAAUAUGUUGGAGAGGUACUAACAAGUAGUGAAUUGUACGAAAGAGCAAUCGAAAGUGCAAGAAAUGGUAAACAUAUGCAUCAAGUGCUCCUGGAUGCUGAUUGGGGUUCAGAAGGCGUACUGAGGGAUGAAGAGGCUCUUGGAAUUGAUGGAACGUUUUAUGGGAACGUUGGGCGAUUCAUUAACCACAGAUGCUAUGAUGCAAAUUUAGUUCAGAUCCCAGUUGAAGUUGAGACACCUGAUCAUCAUUAUUACCAUCUGGCAUUUUUCACAACCAAGAAAGUGGAGGCAUUUGAGGAGUUAACAUGGGAUUAUGGCAUUGAUUUUGAUGAUGUGGAUGGCCCCUGUAAAGCAUUCCGAUGCAUGUGCGGAAGCAGAUACUGUCGUGAUCCGCGGAGUACAAGGAGGAUGGAUAGAGCAGCUGGGCGAAACUAGGGGGGAGCCUGGACUACCAACUUUGGCUUGGAGACUGUAUUAGAUGGGGACUGACUGAUGAUAUGAUUGAUAUUUUGGAUGCAAGCCUGAGGCUGAGGGGUUGAGCAACAUUAGCUACCUGUUUAUGUUUAUUGGCAUGUAGAUGUACUCCGUAGUAGUAGUGUGAAGAAAGAACCCCUCCAAUUAACUUGUGCCAUGCGUAUGCAUUUUACCUGGCAUGAUAUUCCAUGUUGGGACCAUGAUCUUCUGAGCUACUAAUAACAAGAGUAGUAACUGGAGUAUUUAUCUCUGCA